GCGUUCAGUCUCCACUCCACACUCCACAAAAGCCGCUUCUACUUAUCAGACACCAUUUUAAAUAAUUAAAUAUCCAAUUUUAAUUAAUUAAACUUAAGAGGAAAGGUGGUCAAAGACUUUGACUCAAAGUUGUGCUGUUUUUUAAGAUAAAAGACCAGCCAACUUUAUCUAUUCAUGAUGGAAAUGGAAAUUGCUGGAGGGAUCGGAUUUGAGCAGACUUCCAGCAAGAAGAAGAAGAAGCGAAGCAAGUCAGAAAAUGGGGGGGAUGCAAACGGUGGGGAAUUAUUGCUCGCGGAGGUUCAGAGAGAUAAGAAGUUCGUCCUCGCGUCGAGUGAUAAUCCGGCAAAAAUGCGACCCAGUGAGUGGCCCUUACUUCUCAAGAAUUUCGACCAGCUCAACGUAAAAUCGAACCAUUUCACUCCCCUCCCUUUCGGAGCGUCCCCUCUCCAACGGGACAUCAAGGACUAUGUCCGUUCCGGUUUUAUCAAUUUGGACAAGCCCUCGAACCCCUCAUCCCACGAGGUCGUCGCAUGGAUCAAGCGGAUCCUCAAAGUCGACAAGACCGGACACUCGGGCACCCUUGACCCCAAAGUGACGGGCUGUCUCAUCGUCUGCGUCGACAGGGCGACCCGGCUCGUGAAAAGUCAGCAAGGCGCAGGAAAAGAGUACGUCGCCGUGUUCAAGCUGCACUCCGCCGUGGCUGGAGAAGCCGUCGUGUUGCAGGGUCUAGAAAAACUCACGGGUGCCCUAUUUCAACGACCCCCAUUGAUUUCCGCCGUCAAACGUCAACUCAGAGUGAGGACGAUUUAUAAAAGUAAAUUGUUAGACUUUGAUCCUGACAGGAAUAUGGGUGUUUAUUGGGUCAGCUGUGAAGCUGGGACGUACGUGAGGACGCACUGUGUCCAUUUAGGUCUAGUUUUAGGAGUCGGUGGUGUCAUGCUCGAGUUGAGGAGGGUGCGCUCAGGAAUUUCCUCCGAGUACGACAACCUUGUCACGAUGCACGACGUUAUGGAUGCUCAAUGGGUUUAUGAUAAUCAUAAGGAUGAGACUUAUCUGAGGAGGGUUAUCAGUCCCUUGGAAGGUCUGCUCGUCUCCCACAAAAGGGUCAUCAUCAAGGAUUCCAGUGUCAACGCUGUCUGUUAUGGGGCGAAAGUAAUGCUUCCUGGCGUCCUCCGAUUCGAAGAUGGGAUUGAAUUGAAUCAGGAAAUCGUAAUUGUGACGACGAAAGGAGAAGCCGUCGCGUUGGCCAUCGCACUAAUGACAACAUCCACAAUGGCGAUGUGCGACCACGGCGUGGUCGCGAAGCUAAAGCGUGUCAUCAUGGAGAGAGACUUGUACCCGAGAAAGUGGGGUUUGGGGCCGAAGGCCAGCGUGAAAAAAGAGAUGAUAAAGCAAGGGCUUUUGGAUAAGCAUGGGAAGCCUAAUGACAAAACGCCAGCGACUUAUUUGGCCACCGCCGUGUCGCAGAUGGCCGUCUCCUCGCCAAAGGUGAAAAAGGAACCGGAAGACUUUGUCAUCCCCUCCGCCGGAGAUGAACCAGCCCCCUUGAAAAGAAAGCUGCCUGACGCCACCUCUCCCGCCACGACGGAGAAGAAGAAGAGCAAGAAAAAGUCGGUGGAACCGGAAGUUGCUGCCCCCGCUGAAGAGGAGACCGCGGAAGUAGAAGAAACUGAAACGAAGAAAAAGAAAAAGAAGAAGAAGAAAUCCAAAACGGAAGAGGGCGAGGAUGAAUAAGAGUAGCUAUAAAUUAAUUAAGACUUAAAUAUAAAUUUUUAAAUUUAUAUUAUUGUUACGAAAUAUUGAAAUAUUUAAAAUUAUUUCAUAUAAAAAAUCCUAAUGUUUUGACAAAUCUUGUUCACUUGACUAGACUUUUUUGUAAAGAUUUAAAGAUUUUGUUACAAAAUAUAUAUGUAAAGCUGCCUAAAAAGCCAUGUAAAAGUUUUAGAGUAGAUAAAAUUCAGGAAAAAGACUGCGAAAAAUUAAUAAAGUGUUACAUUUAAUGUUAACACAAAUAUAA
Molecule: messenger RNA, 2017 nt
Organism: Folsomia candida
Lineage: Eukaryota; Metazoa; Arthropoda; Collembola; Entomobryomorpha; Isotomidae
Gene: Nop60B
Product: H/ACA ribonucleoprotein complex subunit 4
Exons: 9
Coding region: 175-1734 (519 amino acids)
Biological process (GO): mRNA pseudouridine synthesis; box H/ACA sno(s)RNA 3'-end processing; snRNA pseudouridine synthesis
Cellular component (GO): box H/ACA snoRNP complex
Molecular function (GO): RNA binding; pseudouridine synthase activity
Source: RefSeq, a predicted model, not a curated record